Molecule: messenger RNA, 4901 nt
Organism: Phialemonium atrogriseum
Lineage: Eukaryota; Fungi; Ascomycota; Sordariomycetes; Cephalothecales; Cephalothecaceae
Product: P-loop containing nucleoside triphosphate hydrolase protein
Exons: 18
Coding region: 188-4780 (1530 amino acids)
Biological process (GO): transmembrane transport
Cellular component (GO): membrane
Molecular function (GO): ABC-type transporter activity; ATP binding; ATP hydrolysis activity
Source: RefSeq, a predicted model, not a curated record
GGACUUGGUCCUGGACGCGGAUACACAUGAAGCAGCCUCCCCCAUCCCCACUUUCCCCGCUGCAAGUAUUCCUCUUGGUUAAAGGCGACCCAUCGUGGCAUAUUACUUUUCCUCGCCAUCUCUCCUAACACCUCCCCCUAUUCUGGCUGCUUCGGUUUCUACUCCAUCACAGAGCCAAGCAAGCACCAUGGACACCCAGUGUGUCGCCGUCGACAACUCAUGGGGCCCGUGGGCCGGGGAUUGCCGUGGGGGCCUGGAUUUUACCCUUCUCUUUGAGGAGUCCGUCUUCUGCAUCCUGCCCACCGCCCUCCUGCUCAUUGCCGCCCUCAUUCACAUAUCAUGCCUGCGCGGGAGAGCCAAGACGGCGAGGAACGGGAUCCUCCUUCCCCUGAAGCAGGGUCUAAUCGGCAUUCUGGGAGCUUUGAAGCUCGCUCUGCUCAUCCUCUGGGCCGUUUCGGGGCCACAGAAGACGAAGAUUACUCUUACUGCUGCGGCACUCAACUUCUUGGCUGUGUUCCCCCUCUGCUUGCUAUCGUACUGCGAACAUGUUUUCCGCGUCUCCCCAAGUCUCCUGGUAGAGCUCUAUCUCCUUCUCACCAUCGGUUUCGAUAUCGUGAGAGUCAGAACCAUGUGGUUCCUGCCAGGGGCGACAACCCUCGCGGCAAUGGAGUCUGUGACAUUGGCCAUCAAGCUCGCUCUGGCGAUUGCCGAAGCGUGGGCCAAGGACGGGCUCCUCCAGGAGUCCGACAAGGCCUAUACCAAAGAGCAGCUGGCGGGUCUAUAUGGCAGGACCCUAUUCCUCUGGCUUGGGAGAACGCUGUGGAAUGGCUUCAAUCGCUUUCUCAAUGCGUCGGAUCUCUUUGGUCCUCGGGACGAUGAGUCCGCGGAAUUACUCCGCGAUCGUUUCCGACAGAAUUGGGCUCAGCGUCUUGACAAAUCCGGAAAGACGGCACUGCUCCUCACGCUAUUCAAGUCCAUGCCGGAACACUUCCUCGUUCCGGCCAUCCCGCGAGUGGCGAUCGUGGCCAUCACUCUCGCCCAACCGAUGCUGCUGGAACGGAUGCUCGACUUUGUCCAGGGAGGGGGCUACAACCAGCGCGCCGACAUCGGAUAUGCCCUGAUUGGGGCCUUCGGCGUGCUGUACAUCCUGACGGCCGUCUUCAAUGCCUGGUUCGCGCACUCUUCCAACAGGCUUGCCCUCGAGCUGCGAAGCCAGUUGAUCGAUGCCACGUACCGGCACUUGCUGCGCCUGAGGCCCGCUGCACUCGACACGGGCAAGGCCACAACCCUCAUCAACGUGGAUAUGCAGCACAUCAUGGAUGGCUCGCUCAUCCUCCAUGACAUCUGGGCCAGCGUGCUCACCGUCGGCAUUGCUGUGUAUCUCUUGUACUUGCAGAUCCAGCUUGCAUUCAUUGCACCGCUUCUUUGCACGCUGGUCAUGACUGUUCUAGGUGGACUGUUUGGCGGUCCAAUAGGCCAAAGACAAGUGGCGUGGCUUGCCGCGACCGAGAGCCGGGUGAAAUCCACCAUGACCAUGAUAUCAAGCUUCAAGGAAGUCAAGAUGUUGGGCCUCUCAGGGGACUAUCUUCAAAGCCUCCAGAAGCUCCGUCUGAACGAGGUCCAGCUUGGCAGACGCUUUCGGCGAAUCAUCUCUAUCGUUAUUGUACUGUCUGCCGCCUCCACCGAGCUGUCAAUCCUUGUUGCCUAUGGCGGUUUCGCAAUAAUCAGCAAGAUCCACGGUGUCCCUCUCACAGCCCAGACUCUUUUUGCAUCCCUGGCACUCCUUCGCAUCUCCCUAGAUCCCCUCUUCCUUCUCAUCCAGGGCACGCCCACUCUCGUGUCGAUGUUCAAGUGUCUCGGACGAAUCCAGGACCUCCUCAACGACGACAGGCAAAUGGGUCAUGGUCUUGAGGGCUCGGGAGCAUCAUCUCCAAACAGCCUCAUCAGAGUCAAGAUGGCGCCGGACAGUGACGCGGCACUGAGCCCCUUUCCGGGUUACGUCCAGCACGUGCCACAGCUUGGUUACAGUGACAUCAGCCCUCCGUCGCAUCUCGUCGAGAUUGCUGAUGCCACUUUCUGCUGGAAGGACCGGGACGUUCCGGUCUUGUACGUCAUGGCGCUCUCGAUCCAGCCGUCUUCAUUCACAGCCAUCAUCGGGCCAGUCGGUUCGGGCAAAUCCACCCUUCUCAAGGCCAUGCUCGGAGAAGUGGAGCAGAUCUCGGGCUUCAGGCGACUCCGCCCUAACCUCAGGGUAGCGUAUUGCGACCAGGAGCCGUGGCUUCUCGACCAAUCCGUCCGAGAGAACAUCGUGGGCUCCUUGCCGUACGAUCCGGAGUGGUUCAAUAUGGUUGUCGACGCUUGUGCGUUGACCCAAGACAUAUCUGGCCUCGCCAAGGGAGACGAGACGGGCGUGGGAAGUCAAGGGUCCGCGAUGAGCGGCGGCCAACGAAGUCGCAUAGCUCUUGCCCGCGCCAUCUACUGCAGGCCGGAUCUCCUCCUCCUUGACGACAUCUUCAGCGGUCUAGAUCGGAAGUCGGCGCAGCAUGUCUUCUCCGCCCUGUUCUCAGAAACAGGACUCCUAGCCAGGCUCCACUGCGCAGUCACGCUGGCCACUCAUUCCACUCAAUUCCUGCCCCGGUUCGAGACGAUUCUCGUGUUGAAUAACGGGAUCAUCACCCACCAGACUGGCUACGACGAACUUCUCGCAGAGGGAAUCAUCAACGUGGAGAACAUGUCGGACGGAUCCGAGUCCCUCGGCAAGGCAGACUCCAGUUCAAGUGGCGACGGACAAGUCGCUCUCAUCAACCAAGGCGCUGAUGAUGAGGAAAUUGUGAACAGUCGAUCUCCGUCCGACUUCACCGUCUACUGGUACUUCCUGAAAUCCUGUGGCCUGAUGGGGAUGUCUCUAUUCUUUGUCCUCGCUGCGAUUUUGGCGGCCGAGAGAUCUUUCGAGAGCGUCUGGCUGAAGAUGUGGGCCGAGUCAACUAAUCAUUCCUUGACCUACUACAUUACCAUCUUUACAGGGCUCAUUGUGGGCGGCCUGACUCUGCUCUACGGCUUGUGCUUCUUCUUUUUCGAUGUCUUGCUUUCCUCGUCGUCCUUGAAGCUGUACUUUGGACAGCUCAACACCCUGAUGAGAUCUUCCAUCUCGUAUGUUGUUUCUGUCGGCUCAACAACGCUUGCGAAUAGGUUCAUACAAGACAUCAUGCUUAUCGACGAUGAAUUACCAAUGGCUUUGGUGAACGUCACAACCGCCCUUUUCGGAGCCUGCGCCGAGGCGGUCAUCAUCUUCAUCUCUUCCCAAUAUGUCUCUGUUUCGGUCCCAAUCCUAGUCGGCAUGCUAUGGAUCAUCCAAAAGUUCUACCUCAGAACAUCCAAACAGCUCCGUCUGAUGGACAUCGAGGCAAAGGCCCCCUUAUCCGCCUUUGUCCUGGAGACCAUCCAAGGCAUCGUUUCCAUCCGAGCCUUUGACCGCACCGGGGAGUUCUCGUCGAGGAACACGACCCACUUGGACUACUCCCAGCGAGCCAUGUACAUGCUCCUUUCGGUUCAGGUCUGGCUGAAGAUGAUUCUCGAUUUUGUGGUAGCCAUCUUGGCAGUGCUAGUGACGAGCCUUGCUGUCAACUUCCGGUCUUCUCAAUCCCUUGGCUUCCUCGGACUUGCCUUGGUCAACCUGAUCUCACUCAGCUCAAGCUUCAAGUAUCUCAUCACGUUUUGGGCACAGCUGGAGACUUCGAUUGGAGCCGUCGCCAGGAUUAAGCGCUUCAACACCGACGUCGAGCCAGAAGAGAAGCUGGAGCUUCCAGCGCCUCACAGGAAUUGGCCCGGUCGAGGAGAGAUCGAGUUCCACCACGUAUCCGCGACAUACAAUCCGAGCUUGCCGCCCGCGUUGUACGACGUGAGUCUGUGCAUCCAGCCCGGCACGAAAGUCGCCGUUUGUGGCCGAAGUGGAAGUGGAAAAUCAUCCCUCCUCGCCACCCUCCUCCGCUGCCUUGACCUCAGCUCCGGCACAGUGGUCAUAGACGGCCAAGACAUCACCAGGGUGUCGCGGGACUCGCUCCGCAAGCGAAUCAUGACUCUUCCCCAGAAGGCCCUCUUCAUCAACGCCUCCAUCCGGGAAAACAUGACCCUGUGGGACGAGGACCCGUCCCGCUCUCCGGAAGAGACAGACGCGCUGAUCGAAGCCGUCCUCAGGAAGGUAGGCAUCUGGGAUGCCCUGUUCGCCCGCAAGAAUCCUAAGAAGGAGGAGACGUCUUCCGAGUCCGAGGUCGAGGACAAGGACAAGGACAAGGACAAAGAUAAGGAUAAGGAUAAGGAUAAGGAUAAGGAUCAGGAUCAGGACAAGGACAAGGACAAGGACAAGGCCAAGGACAAGGCCAAGGACAAGGGCGAGGAUAAUGAUAAGGAAAAGGACAAGGAAGCGGAGCCCGUCUCGCUAGACAGCGACCUCGAUCCCGAGGAGCGGCUCAGCAUCGGCCAGCAGCAACUGUUCUGCUUGGCGAGGGCGCUGUUCCAGCGCGGGAGCUCGCAGAUCGUACUGAUGGAUGAGUUCACCAGCAGCAUGGACCGCGAGACGGAGAUGCUGGUACGCCGGGUCGUGAAGGAGGAUCUGAAGGAGAAGACAGUGGUCGAGGUCAUCCAUCGGCUGCAGCAUAUCAUGGACUUUGAUCUGGCCGUGGUGGUGGAGAGUGGGAGGGUUGUUGAGGUGGGUCAUCCGGCGGAGCUGCUGCAGAAGGAGAGUGGGCUUCUGCGGGAGCUGUACCAGACGAUGCAGGGAUAAAUCACAUGGCAAGCCGUGGCACAGAGUUAGACCUAGAUGAUUUCUGGGGAACGGACUGGUAUUUAUGGAUGAUGCUCAGACCAUAGUACCAAAAGAACAGUCGUUACUCGUCAUUCCCCCC